AUGGGGAACCGCUACAACACAGAGGGGGAACCACUACAACACAGAGGGGAACCACUACAACACAGAGAGGAACCACUACAACACAGAGAGGAACCGCUACAACACAGAGGGGGAACCGCUACAACACAGAGGGGGAACCACUACAACACAGAGGGGGAACCCCUACAACACAGAGAGGAACCCCUACAACACAGAGGGGGAACCCCUACAACACAGAGGGGGAACCCCUACAACACAGAGAGGAACCCCUACAACACAGAGGGGGAACCCCUACAACACAGAGGGGGAACCCCUACAACACAGAGGGGGAACCCCUACAACACAGAGAGGAACCGCUACAACACAGAGGGGGAACCCCUACAACACAGAGAGGAACCGCUACACACAGAGAGGGAACCCCUACAACACAGAGGGGAACCACUACAACACAGAGGGGGAACCACUACAACACAGAGAGGAACCACUACAACACAGAGGGGGAACCGCUACAACACAGAGAGGAACCACUACAACACAGAGGGGGAACCACUACAACACAGAGAGGAACCGCUACAACACAGAGAGGAACCGCUACAACACAGAGGGGGAACCACUACAACACAGAGAGGAACCGCUACAACACAGAGAGGAACCGCUACAACACAGAGAGGAACCACUACAACACAGAGGGGGAACCGCUACAACACAGAGGGGGAACCGCUACAACACAGAGGGGAACCGCUACAACACAGAGAGGAACCGCUACAACACAGAGGGGGAACCGCUACAACACAGAGAGGAACCGCUACAACACAGAGGGGGAACCACUACAACACAGAGAGGAACCGCUACAACACAGAGAGGAACCGCUACAACACAGAGAGGAACCCCUACAACACAGAGAGGAACCCCUACAACACAGAGAGGAACCGCUACAACACAGAGAGGAACCGCUACAACACAGAGAGGAACCGCUACAACACAGAGGGGGAACCACUACAACACAGAGAGGAACCGCUACAACACAGAGAGGAACCGCUACAACACAGAGAGGAACCCCUACAACACAGAGAGGAACCCCUACAACACAGAGAGGAACCGCUACAACACAGAGAGGAACCGCUACAACACAGAGGGGGGAACCGCUACAACACAGAGAGGAACCGCUACAACACAGAGAGGAACCGCUACAACACAGAGAGGAACCGCUACAACACAGAGGGGGAACCGCUACAACACAGAGGGGGAACCGCUACAACACAGAGGGGGAACCGCUACAACACAGAGGGGGAACCACUACAACACAGAGGGGAACCGCUACAACACAGAGGGGGAACCGCUACAACACAGAGGGGGAACCGCUACAACACAGAGAGGAACCGCUACAACACAGAGGGGAACCGCUACAACACAGAGAGGAACCGCUACAACACAGAGGGGGAACCGCUACAACACAGAGGGGGAACCACUACAACACAGAGAGGAACCACUACAACACAGAGAGGAACCGCUACAACACAGAGAGGAACCGCUACAACACAGAGGGGGAACCACUACAACACAGAGAGGAACCGCUACAACACAGAGAGGAACCGCUACAACACAGAGAGGAACCCCUACAACACAGAGAGGAACCCCUACAACACAGAGAGGAACCGCUACAACACAGAGAGGAACCGCUACAACACAGAGGGGGAACAGCUACAACACAGAGAGGAACCGCUACAACACAGAGAGGAACCGCUACAACACAGAGAGGAACCGCUACAACACAGAGGGGGAACCGCUACAACACAGAGGGGGAACCGCUACAACACAGAGGGGGAACCGCUACAACACAGAGGGGGAACCACUACAACACAGAGGGGAACCGCUACAACACAGAGGGGGAACCGCUACAACACAGAGGGGGAACCGCUACAACACAGAGAGGAACCGCUACAACACAGAGGGGAACCGCUACAACACAGAGAGGAACCGCUACAACACAGAGGGGGAACCGCUACAACACAGAGGGGGAACCACUACAACACAGAGGGGAACCACUACAACACAGAGAGGAACCACUACAACACAGAGAGGAACCACUACAACACAGAGAGGAACCGCUACAACACAGAGAGGAACCACUACAACACAGAGAGGAACCGCUACAACACAGAGAGGAACCGCUACAACACAGAGAGGAACCGCUACAACACAGAGAGGAACCGCUACAACACAGAGAGGAACCGCUACAACACAGAGAGGAACCGCUACAACACAGAGAGGAACCACUACAACACAGAGAGGAACCACUACAACACAGAGAGGAACCGCUACAACACAGAGAGGAACCGCUACAACACAGAGAGGAACCACUACAACACAGAGAGGAACCACUACAACACAGAGAGGAACCGCUACAACACAGAGAGGAACCGCUACAACACAGAGAGGAACCACUACAACACAGAGAGGAACCACUACAACACAGAGAGGAACCGCUACAACACAGAGAGGAACCGCUACAACACAGAGAGGAACCGCUACAACACAGAGAGGAACCGCUACAACACAGAGAGGAACCACUACAACACAGAGGGGAACCACUACAACACAGAGAGGAACCGCUACAACACAGAGAGGAACCACUACAACACAGAGAGGAACCACUACAACACAGAGGGGAACCGCUACAACACAGAGAGGAACCACUACAACACAGUGGGGAACGUGAGAACCAGAGGAGCAAAAGAGAGAGAAAGAGAAGAAAUACAAAAAAGAUGUAACAUCGUGUGA
Molecule: messenger RNA, 2760 nt
Organism: Procambarus clarkii (red swamp crayfish)
Lineage: Eukaryota; Metazoa; Arthropoda; Malacostraca; Decapoda; Cambaridae
Source: RefSeq, a predicted model, not a curated record